CAUGGAAAAUCCGGGAUCGAGCUCGCGCUCGCAGGCAUUGAUGCGGAUCUCUCCCUACACAUUCUCUUCAAUCGGGAUCACCGUCUCCAUUGCUGUCUCUAUUCUCGGCGCUGCUUGGUAUAUUUAUGUAACCGGUAGUAGCUUGAUUGGAGCCUCAAUCAAAGCCCGUGGAAUCACCUCCAAGAAUUUCAUCAGUGUGAUAUUUUGUGAAACUGUUGCCAUUUAUGGAGUCAUUAUUGCUAUCAUUUUACAAACAAAGCUGGAAAGUGUGCCACCAUCUCAGAUAUAUGCAGCUGAGUCUCUCAGAGCUGGAUAUGCAAUAUUUGCUUCUGUGCUCUUGGGUUGUUUGGAGUAAUUGUCGGAUUAUCAUGUCAUCACAAGCGGACUUGGCCAGCAGAAAAAUUGAAGACACCAAUGUUGCAGUAAAUUUUACCAGGCGUCAUUCUCAAUCACCAACCACUGUGAAAGUGAUGCAGAACAAACUCAACAAAGC
Molecule: messenger RNA, 493 nt
Organism: Dioscorea cayenensis subsp. rotundata (Guinea yam)
Lineage: Eukaryota; Viridiplantae; Streptophyta; Magnoliopsida; Dioscoreales; Dioscoreaceae
Product: V-type proton ATPase subunit c''2-like
Exons: 5
Coding region: 2-355 (117 amino acids)
Biological process (GO): proton transmembrane transport
Cellular component (GO): proton-transporting two-sector ATPase complex, proton-transporting domain
Molecular function (GO): proton transmembrane transporter activity
Source: RefSeq, a predicted model, not a curated record